CCUUCAUCUCACCUCCAGCCGGCUUGAGCACCCUCCUCCUCCUCCUCCUCUUGGAUCACACAGCUCGCCUGCUUUUGUCCACUUUCUCUUUCUCUCUCACACCUCUCACUCUCUCUCUGCUGUCUCUCGUCUUUUACCUCUCUUUCUCUCUCUUUCUGUCUCUUUCUCUUUGUCUGUCCUCCACUUCUCUUCAGCCGCCAGAAGCUCGCAGGCUCGCCCGCUCUUCCUUCAACCAGUGAGGAUUCAGAAUCACCUGGGACGAAGUCUCUGUCACUGGAGCUAAAAUGGCAAUGAGCAGCAUCCUCAACACUGAUGACAUCAAGAAAGCUCUAGAUGCAUUUGCAGUUGCUGAUUCCUUUGACCAUAAGAAGUUUUUUGAGAUGGUGGGUCUGAAUGCCAAGUCUUCUGAUGAUGUGAAGAAGGUCUUCACGGUGCUGGAUGCUGACAACAGCGGCUUCAUAGAGGAGGAGGAGCUCAAAUUCGUCCUGAAGGGUUUCGCCAAGGAUGGCAGGGACCUGACAGACAAAGAAACCAAAGCAUUUUUACAAGCAGCUGAUAAGGAUGGAGACGGCAAGAUUGGAGUCGAUGAAUUUACUGCCCUGGUGAAAGAAUAAACAGUCGCCUAGUGUGACUGACUAGCGCUCCAAGAUCACCUCCUAACCACCGCCACAUCCUAUCACCCGCUGAGCCCCCUCUCUCCCUCCCCAGCAGCUACACUUCACCACCCCCAUCAUGACUCCCAGCCCACUAGACUGCAACUGAUUCCUGCUACACACACUCCUGUGUGUGACCCCCUCACUCCCAUACAUCCUCAAAUACCCCCAUGAGCUACAUUCAUCCUAUUUAUUUUUUCCUUUUUAUACAAACUGUUCUUGUUUCUGUUUAUGUUUAGAUAUAAAAACUUGCCUGAAGGUAUAAAUCUCACAUUUUAAAGCAUAAAGUAGAUAUUUAAAGAAAACAGAGAUUUUAAGAGAAAGACCCUCAUUUCCUUCUGUGUUUCUGACUUCACCCUCUUUCUUAUCUCUUUGUUUUUCUUAACACUUCCUCCCACCCACCCUCUUUCUUUUUCUCCUCUUUCUGUUUUUCUCUUCUCUCUGUCUCUGGCACUGUUCCCUCCCUGCUUUUGCUCUCCUUUGUCCCCUCCCACACCAUCACCUCAUCCAUACAUCUAUCUAUUCAUAUCUAUCCAUCCCUUUCUCCUCUGGUAAUGAGCUGUUGUAAAACAUACCAAAAGAAGAAAGAGGUCAAGCUGUGAAAGAAUAAAAUAAAAUGAAGAAAACAAAGCCUCGAGAAACACU
Messenger RNA from Lates calcarifer (barramundi perch), 1298 nucleotides. RefSeq names its product parvalbumin 6 (gene pvalb6). Lineage: Eukaryota; Metazoa; Chordata; Actinopteri; Centropomidae. Gene Ontology annotation, molecular function: calcium ion binding. Gene Ontology annotation, cellular component: cytoplasm; nucleus. The transcript is spliced from 5 exons. Bases 285 to 614 code for a protein of 109 amino acids. The record is from RefSeq and is a predicted model, not a curated record.